Molecule: messenger RNA, 3307 nt
Organism: Lotus japonicus
Lineage: Eukaryota; Viridiplantae; Streptophyta; Magnoliopsida; Fabales; Fabaceae
Product: protein SEMI-ROLLED LEAF 2-like
Exons: 20
Coding region: 276-3218 (980 amino acids)
Source: RefSeq, a predicted model, not a curated record
AAAAUUCCGUAUGCUUUCAAUUUUAUUUUCCCAUUGAAUUUAAUAUUUGAGUGAUUGGCAAGAUUUUUUAUCAUUUUCUCAAUUCUAAGCAUAAUUUGCAUUUUCCCUAAAAAUUUUGCUUCCAGUUUAGCUUCGAUCGUGGUCGGAGACGCUUGAUUUUUGCGAGGAACUGGAAUUUCCAUAAUUCCAAUUGUACUGGAAUGUGAAUGGUGGAUGCAAUUUUCAAUGUGAAUUUGUUGUUUGUUUCAAGGGAGGUUUGGUGAAUUCAGAGGAAAAUGGGGGUUAUGUCCAGGCGAGUUGUCCCCGCCUGUGGUAACCUCUGUGUUUUCUGUCCUUCUCUGCGGGCAAGAUCAAGGCAACCCGUGAAGCGUUACAAGAAGUUGAUUACUGAUAUCUUCCCGCGUAAGCAGGUUGCUGAACUUAAUGAUAGGAAAAUUGGAAAGCUCUGUGAGUAUGCUUCUAAGAAUCCAUUGAGAAUUCCCAAGAUUACUGAAAACUUGGAGCAAAGAUGUUAUAAGGAUUUGCGCAAUGAAAGCCUUGGCUCAGUGAAAGUUGUGUUGGGCAUAUACAGGAAAUUGUUAUCCUCAUGUAAGGAGCAGAUGCCGCUAUUUGCCAACAGUUUAUUAGAGAUCAUUCGGACUCUUUUGAAGCAAACUCGAGCAGAUGAGAUGCAGAUCUUAGGUUGCAACACUCUUGUUGAAUUUAUUGACUGCCAGACAGAUAGUACAUGCAUGUUCAACUUAGAGGUUUUUAUCCCGAAACUAUGUCAAUUGGCUCAAGAAGCUGGAGAUGAUGAACGAGCUCUGCUUUUACGUUCUGCUGGACUUCAAGCUCUAUCCUAUAUGGUGCAGUUCAUGGGUGAGCACUCACAUCUUUCCAUGGAUUUUGACAAAAUUAUUUCAGCGAUAUUGGAGAAUUACAUGGAUCUCCAAUCCAAAUCCGACCUUGGCCAGGUAGAGAAUCUGAAUUCACAAUCUCAAAACCAGUUGGUUCAAGGAUUUCCUAAAGAAGAAGACCAUCUACAUUAUUUACCAGAUGUCACCAAGAAGGAUCCUUCCAUGCUGCAUGUUGUGGCAGGAACUGAGAAAGAGUCCAAGUUGGGUAUUACUAUUGCUAAAGAUCCUGGUUAUUGGUCAAAGGUUUGCUUGUAUAAUAUAGCCAAAUUGGCAAAGGAAGCUACAACUGUGCGGCGUGUCCUGGAACCUCUGUUUCACAAUUUUGAUAUGGAAAACCGUUGGUCUUCUGAAAAGGGGGUUGCUUAUUGUGUUUUGAUGUAUUUGCAAUCCCUUUUAACAGAAUCAGGUGAUAACUCCCAUCUUCUGUUGACCAUUUUGGUCAAGCAUUUGGAUCAUAAGAAUGUUGCAAAGCAGCCUAUCCUUCAGAUUGAUAUUAUUAAAACAACCACACAGCUUGCACAAAAUGUGAAGCAUCAGACUUCAGUUCCAAUCAUUGGUGCAAUAUCUGACCUCAUCAAACGUUUAAGGAAGUGCCUACAAAAUUCAGCUGAAGCAUCCAGCAUAGGAAAUGAUGCAUUUAAGCUUAAUACUGAACUUCAGUCUGCCUUAGAAAGGUGUAUAUUACAACUUUCGACAAAGGUUGGGGAUGUAGGACCAAUUCUUGAUUUGAUGGCCGUGGUGCUAGAGAGUUUCUCCACGAAUCCUAUCACAGCAAGAACAACAAUGUCUGUUGUCUAUCAAACUGCAAAAUUAAUCACUUCCAUUCCCAAUGUGUCAUAUCACCAGAAGACUUUCCCUGAUGCCUUGUUUCACCAAUUGCUACUGGCCAUGGCUCAUCCCGACCACGAAACACAAAUUGGAGCGCAUAGUGUAUUCUCUAUGGUGCUUAUGCCAUCCAUGGUUUCUCCUUGGUUAGACCAAAAAACGAUUGCUAAGAAGGUACAGAGUAACAGCUUCUCCAAUGAAAGUUUUUCCGGAGAAGAACAUUUGAAUGGAAAGGUGGUUGAAGAAAAGCUAAUAGUAGGUGUUAGUGGGAAGAAGUUUUUCACUCCUGUGCUAACUGAUGGAAAAGAAGAUCUAAGUUCUCUUAGGUUGAGCAGUCACCAAGUGAGUCUCUUGCUCUCUUCAAUCUGGGUUCAGGCAACAUCCGUGGACAAUAUCCCUGCAAGCUAUGAGGCAAUGGCACACACUUACAGCAUUGCUUUAUUGUUUACUCGUUCUAAGACAUCCAGUUACAUGGCUUUGGUAAGAUGUUUCCAAUUGGCAUUCUCCCUCAGAAGCGUAUCUUUGUACCAAGAAGGAGGCUUACAGCCAUCUCGUAGGAGGUCUCUUUUUACCUUGGCUUCGUACAUGCUUAUAUUCUCUGCAAAGGCAGGCAAUUUCCCUGAUCUAAUUCCAAAAGUUAAAGCGUCCCUGACAGAGGCAACAGUAGAUCCUUUUCUUGAACUAGUCGAUGAUAUUCGGCUGCAGGCUGUUUGUAUAGAAUCAGAGAGGAUAGUUUAUGGUUCUCAGGAAGAUGAAGUUGCUGCUAUGAAGUCACUUUCAGCUGUAGCAUUGGAUGACAAGCUGUUGAAAGAGACUGUAAUAUCAUACUUUCUGACUAAAUUUGCAAAAUUAUCUGAGGAUGAGUUGUCCAGCAUAAAGAAUCAACUUCUACAGGGUUUCUCCCCAGAUGAUGCAUAUCCAUCGGGACCUCCCUUGUUUAUGGAGACACCAAGGCAUUGCUCUCCACUUGCUCAGAUUGAGUUCCUAGAUUUUGAUGAGAUAAUGGGUCCAGAUGAUUUGAUGAAUGAAGAGACUGGGCCUGAACCUAGUGGCAGUCUGUCAGACCGCAAAACAUCACUUUCAUCCAACCACCCUGAUGUUUUAGGAGUUAAUCAACUCUUGGAAUCGGUUUUGGAAACCGCACGGCAAGUUGCAAGUUUCUCCACUUCCUCUACUCCUCUACCUUAUGACCAAAUGAAGAACCAGUGUGAGGCCCUUGUAACAGGGAAACAACAGAAGAUGUCAGUCAUUCACAGUUUCAAGCACCAACAGAAGACUAAGGCCAUAGUUCUUUCAAGUAAAAGUGAAGUAGAAGUUCCCCCUCUACCUUUUAAGGCACUAGAAUAUUCAAAAGGUGAUUUGAAGUUAGUGUCUCAGAAGCAACUUAAAGUGCAGGAUCAAGUCCCCCUCCUUUCACAUGACCACGUGCAGCAAAAUUCUUUGAUAUUACCACCUUCAAGCCCCUAUGAUAAAUUCUUGAAAGCUGCCGGAUGUUAAUGAAACAAGAUUGCAAUAGAUGCCAUUUUUUCAUUCUUUGCGAUGAUGUAAACUAAAUGUUUCUUUACAUAGUUUCUACCAUUCAUAUC